This is a messenger RNA of Lodderomyces pseudojiufengensis, 1602 nucleotides long. It is a transcript of the gene SCW4, whose product is annotated as Scw4p. Gene Ontology annotation, molecular function: glucan endo-1,3-beta-D-glucosidase activity; 1,3-beta-glucanosyltransferase activity. NCBI's taxonomy places the organism in Eukaryota, Fungi, Ascomycota, Pichiomycetes, Serinales, Debaryomycetaceae. The record is from RefSeq and is a predicted model, not a curated record. Gene Ontology annotation, cellular component: fungal-type cell wall; cell surface; extracellular region. Gene Ontology annotation, biological process: cell wall organization; carbohydrate metabolic process. Bases 1 to 1602 code for a protein of 533 amino acids. The transcript has a single exon.
AUGAAAUUAGAUUAUGUUAUAGCGGCAUUAGCUGCUGCUAGUAUUUCAGAGGCAGCGCCCAUUAAAAGAGGAUUAUUAGCAGAUCUUUUUGGUCUAAGUUCAACAACUACCCCGGCAGCAGCUGCACUACCCGUCACAACAGCAGCACCGGUAGUAGCUGCAACUGCUCCAGCACCAGCGCCGGCACCAGCACCAGCAGCAACAACUUCAUCAACAGGUGGAUUCUGGGCUAAUUUAUUUAAUGACUUCACUUCAACUCCAACAACUGCAGCAGCUCCAGUAGCACAACCAGCAGCUCAAGUCACAACUCAGGCACCAGCCGCACCAGCAACACCAGCUGCAUCAGCUCCAACAACGACAUCAGGUGGGUUUUUUGCUAAUUUAUUAAAUAGUUGGUUUGGUUCCGGUAGUAGUAGUGCAGCAGCAGCUCCAGUAGUCGCAUCAACCCAAGCUCAACCAGUAGUGGCUCAAACAGCUCCAGCACCAGCCCCAGCAGCAACAACAUCAGCAUCCUCAUCAGAUGAUUAUUCAGCAGAUGAUUUGUUUGCAUUUUUAUUUGGUGGUAGAAGUUCUCAACAAGCAGCAGCAGUUCCAGCAACAUCAGCAGCAACUCAAGUAGCUUCACCUGUUGUAUCACAACCUCAAGUCAAUUCACAAAUAAACACUAUUGUAAAUUCAGCAGUCACUUCAGCUAUAGCUAUUGAUUCCCAAACUUUCCAAGGUGGUUCUCCUGGUAAAUAUACUGGUUCAAUUAAUACUGAAACAGCUACAGCAUCUAAUGGUGGUAGUUCAGCAGGUGCAACAGCUGCAGUUGGAUCUUAUGGUAUUACAUAUUCACCAUAUUCCAAAUCUGAUCAAUGUAAAACAGCAGCAGAAGUUGCAGCAGAUAUUGCUAAAUUAAAAAAUUAUGAACUUAUUAGAUUAUAUAGUACUGAUUGUUCAGGUAUUGAAAAUGUUCUUGCUUCAAUGACUUCAAAUCAAAAAUUGUAUCUUGGUUUAUGGAAUAUCGAUCCAUCAUCAGUUCAAAGUGGAUUAGCUGAAAUUAAAUCUGCCAUUUCAACAAGUUCAAGAGGUUGGAGUGUUGUACAUACAAUUGCAGUAGGUAAUGAAAGAGUUAAUGCUGGAGCUGCAACAGUAGCUCAAAUGCAAACAGCUGUUGAUACUGCAAGAUCAUGGUUAAAAGCAAAUGCACCAAAUUAUAAUGGUUAUAUUGUUACUGUUGAUACUUUAGUUGCUUAUAUUGCCAAUCCACAAUUAUGUCAAAUGUCAGAUUAUUUAGCUGUUAAUUCACAUCCUUAUUGGGAUGGUGGAGUUCAACCAAGUGAUUCUGGACCAUGGUUAUUACAACAAAUUGCUCAUUUAGAAAGUGUUUGUGGUUCAUCAAAAGCAACUUUAAUUACUGAAACUGGUUGGCCAACUCAAGGUGAUAAUUUUGGAAGUUGUGUUCCUUCUGUACCAAAUCAAGUAGCUGCUAUAAAAUCUAUAACUCAAAGUUUGGGGUCUAAAGUAAUAAUGUUCACAAUGUAUAAUGAUUAUUGGAAAGAUCCAGGUCCAUAUAAUGUUGAACAACACUGGGGUAUCUAUGGUGAUCCAUCAGUAUAA